AUGGCCGCCGCCGCGCUGUGCCACCGCGGGCGGGCGUGGUCCUGUGAGGGAUUUAGGAUCAAAUCUUUACAUGUCUUGUGUCCGCUGCGGCUGAUCGUUGUGUGUAUUGUGUUAGUACACAUUUUCACGUGUAUUUCACGUUGUCUUGACUGCAGAAGAGAAACAAUACCUUCAAUUGUAUUUGUUUUAUUUAUAGAAAAUGGAAUAAUUAAAUCAGACAAAGUAUUUGAAGUAAUGCUGGCUACAGACCGUUGCCAUUAUGCAAAAUACAACCCAUAUAUGGAUUCUCCUCAGUCUAUAGGUUUCCAAGCAACAAUCAGUGCUCCACAUAUGCAUGCAUAUGCUCUUGAACUUCUGUCUGAUCAGUUACAUGAAGGAGCCAAAGCACUUGAUGUAGGUUCUGGAAGUGGAAUCCUUACAGCAUGCUUUUCACGAAUGGUUGGUCCCAAAGGACAAGUUGUAGGAAUUGAUCAUAUCAAAGAACUAGUAGAUGACUCAAUAAAUAAUGUCAAAAAAGACGAUCCCACAUUGCUGUCUUCAGGAAGAGUGAAACUGAUUGUGGGAGAUGGAAGAAUGGGAUAUGCAGAAGAAGCUCCCUAUGAUGCGAUUCAUGUAGGAGCUGCAGCACCAGUUGUGCCCCAAGCACUUAUAGAUCAGUUAAAACCUGGCGGAAGAUUGAUAUUACCGGUUGGUCCUGCAGGGGGAAACCAGAUGCUUGAACAGUAUGACAAACUAGAAGAUGGCAGUGUCAAAAUGAAGCCUCUGAUGGGAGUGAUAUAUGUGCCUUUAACAGAUAAAGAGAAGCAGUGGUCCAGGGAUGAAUUGUAAAAGCUACAUCAUCUUGACCCAAACAUAGUGUUACAGUGGACUGCUCAUCUCCAGUUCUAAAAGCUUUUUGAAAACCAACAGCAUUGCAGCUUGUUUUGGACUUCGUUAUACUGUUGUUAUCAGCAUGGAAAAGCGUGGUGUUUGUUUUAUUUUCUUAGAUGCUCAAGGCAAACCUGAUAAAGACAUGGUGGAAAGUUCUAUGUGGGCACUGUUUUAUUUAACAUGCCUUUAUUUUACUUUCAUCUGUUGAAAGCGGAUUUCUGCAGAGCUGCAGACGAAGACCUAUAGCUUGUGAACUCUAAUUUUGAUGGGGGUACUUGAACACUCACUUCUCUUGGCUCCUGUGUCCCUUGGUAAAACUGCUUCUGUGCACCUUACGACACUACAUAGGUAAUAUCAGGUUUUCUGUGUUCCAAUGUCUGCUAGAUGCUACUAAAAGGAGAUGAACUUCCUUUUUAAGCUUUUGACAUGGUGUCAUAGACUAGCAUGUAGUAGAUACAAUCAGCUGCUUUACUACCUUAAAACCAGGCAUUUGUAAAUAUUAAACUUAAGACAUCAGAGGUGGCCACUCUUACUAAAUAUUGCUGUUGGGCAUAAGACAUUGUUUUCCCUUCCCUUCUCCGUUAACUAAUGGAGUCUUGAAACUGGUUUGGUUUGUAGCUGGCUGCUGAUACAGUACACCUAAAUUCAGGUCCAUAAAUAUGAUGCAAACUCCAUCCCAGUCGCUGGGGUAAUUAACGUAAAAGCAGAAAGGAGGUUGUGCUUGUGUGGAGGAUUAGGGUCAGCAUGUGGUAGACACACAGGUCUUUAGGUUCUUUAAAAAUAGGAAUUAAAAAUUGAAUGUUUAGUCCUAAGUGAAAGUUGCUUUUGACAAAGCCGCCUGCUGUAUUUACGUUCUCCUUUUUCUGUGGGCACCCAGGAAGAAGUCUGGGUUUUUAGAAAGCGAACUCUUUAUUAUUAUACAAUGAAAAUGUGAUACAGUGGAAGGCUAUAAACUUUUUUUUUCCCCAAGUUUUCUGUUUGCGUAUGGCAAAAUGACAGCAGGCAAAUGCAAAGCAGUACAGGAAAUUGAGCUGCUUUGGGAAAGUGGGGAAGCCUGUCUGAGCCUUCUUGCUCAGAUGGCACAACCAGAAAAUAAGGUAAACAGCAUGUUGAUAUUCUUUUUUUUUAAUGAUAAAAAGGAUUAUAAAACAAAAAACUGUAUAAAAGCAACAUAUAGUGAUCACUGCAAAAUGCAUUUGGCUGUUUAUGGUGGAACAGCAAUAUUUUUGUGACAGGUUUAAUCACUGAAAGGUUAAAAUUCAGAGGCCUCCGAAUAUAAAAGAGGUAACAUCGUAAGUAAAACAUCUCAGAUAACCUUCCUUUUGAAGGUCAGCUCAAUCCCAUUCCUCUGUGAACGCUACGUAUCGAUUCACUUAGAUGUUUGGAAGUUACCGUACCACCUCCUGAUCUGACUGCAGCCUGGGAGCACACACACGAAGAUGAAUCUUACAAAGGAAUUAAUGUAGCGUGUAUUCUAGGAAAUACAAUUCAGAAAAACCCACUUGCGUCUGACAAAUUUGUACUAACCCACAAUCAACUGUGAAUCUAGUUCUUGGUGUUGAAGUGAAAUAUCUUAAAUGAUGCAUGCUAAUGUUCAGCCUUUGGUCACUGUUUCAUUCAAUUUGAGUUCAGCUUUUAUUUACAUCUUCUCACUAAUUUGAUCAGUCAAAUGAGAGAUUAAGAGCUCAACUGUAUCCAAAUUCUCGUCUCUGGGCACAGUGUGACAAGCUAGCCUAGCUUGGAAGAGGUGACAAAGCUGAGACCUGGCAACAGCCUUUUGGGGGAGAACCACUUCAGGAGGUGCAAGGCUUCAGGGACCAAGGUGGCCGGGAGUGUGGCGCCCGUUCCACGGAAGGGGUUGAGGUGGUCGAGGUACUCGGGCAGAGAGGAGUAUCCAGGAGUAGCAUUUAGGAAUCGGGAAACGAAGACCCCUCCGUGACAGAGCAAUGGUUCUGAAGUAAAAGCUUCUUGGAGAAGAGGACAAGUUGUCAUGCGGAAGAUUUGAAGAGCUUGAAUAAAUGCUGUGUGAACUGUCUGAAUUGCUACUUUGCCAAAUAAAACGAAUUGAGAGGAAGCUGUA
Oxyura jamaicensis (ruddy duck) is the source of this 2950-nucleotide messenger RNA. It is a transcript of the gene PCMT1, whose product is annotated as protein-L-isoaspartate (D-aspartate) O-methyltransferase. Gene Ontology annotation, molecular function: protein-L-isoaspartate (D-aspartate) O-methyltransferase activity. Bases 1 to 828 code for a protein of 275 amino acids. Gene Ontology annotation, cellular component: cytoplasm. Gene Ontology annotation, biological process: protein modification process. Lineage: Eukaryota; Metazoa; Chordata; Aves; Anseriformes; Anatidae. The transcript is spliced from 8 exons. The record is from RefSeq and is a predicted model, not a curated record.